UCCUGUUUUAAUAUUUUUUAACCUCCUAACAUUUUGAUAAACCAACGGUUUUACUGCGGCAUACAACAUGGGUAAGAUCACCGUGAGAAAACUGCAUCGAUGCAUCUCACUUUGUGAGCUAACGUAAGACGUUUAUGUUCAAACGUCUGAUGUGAAUAAUUUUGUUGUUGUUGCUAGUUUGACAUUUAAAACACAUGACAGCAGUUUGUUUUGGUUCUAUGCAGCGUUGAAAGCACGUGCGAAACCGGCAGGAUACAAAAUAAUUCAAUAAAAUCAUGCAGAAACAACGGAAGUUUAAUCCGAAAAAUGUGUCUCAUAAAUUCGCUGGCCGUAAGAAAGUUCACAAUGUGUCAUGGCAGCCAGUGAAACUAAGCGGUCCCGUGAUUGCCGAUGAAGGUGCAGAUUUCGGUGGGUUUGUAGGGCUGGAGAUAUUGGAGAACUAUUCUGGAGACUUUGUGCGACAGGAGCAAAAGAAGGGCAAGAAAAAUGAUAAACCCAAUGGCAGGAAAAAGAAAUCGAAACGUAAGCGUUCUGCAGAUAGUGAUGAUGAAAGCGAUUCGGAAGAGGAGAUUGUAAGCAAGAAAAAGGCAAAGAAAAACAAAGCAGAAAAACCAAGAGCAGCGGAUUCUACUGAUGAAGAUGAAGGUGAUUCUGGUUUCGACGAUCAUCCAAAGAAAAAGGAAAAAGGUACGAAUAAGGCCCUUGUCACGAAAGCGAAUGCGACCGAUAGUGAAUCAGAUGAAAACUACGAGCAAGAAGCAGUUUCGACUUUUUCAAUGUUGCUGAAACCUUCAACAAUAAAACAAACACAACAGAAAGUGAAGGAUACUGCGAAGGAAUCUGUCCCAAUCAUUUCUUCCAAAAAUUCCAACUCAAAAAAACAGGCCAAGGAAUCGAAACAAAAUGUUACUUCUAAAGGGCCUGUGAAGUCCAACGAAAGGCCAGAAAUCAUUUUAACAAAAUCAAAGGAAAAUGACACCGAAGAAGAGAAACCGAAGCCGGGGUCAUAUUCCAUCGUUGAUUAUAUGGCCUGGUUUAAUCUUGGUGUUUCCGAACCAAUUGUGAGAGCGCUCGCCGAUAAGGGUUUCAAAGUACCGACCGAAAUCCAGAGCCAAUCGCUUCCGGUCGCCAUUCACGGCCGGCGGGAUUUACUUGGAGCUGCCGAAACGGGAAGCGGUAAAACGCUUGCCUUUGGAAUACCGAUGUUGGAAGGUAUUAUGCGGAUGAAGAAAAGCAAAGAGCUGGUCCCGAAUGAUUCGCGUGAGCACGAAUUGACGCCGCCACCGGAAGAUUUUGAUAUGACGGAGGAGGAUGAACAAGUGUUCGCCGAAGCAGGCCAAACGGUGCAAAAGAAUUACGCCGAUGCCGACAAACCAUUGUACGGGUUGAUACUUACACCAACACGCGAACUAGCGGUGCAGAUCAAUGAUCAUUUAAAAGCUGUUGCGAAGUACACCGGCAUCAACAUCGCGACCGUUUUCGGUGGAAUGGCUACGGUCAAGCAGGAGCGUUUGUUGCGCAAGUGUCCGGAAAUUGUGAUUGCUACACCUGGUCGACUGUGGGAGUUGAUACAGAGCAACAAUCCUCAUCUUUCGAAGGUGGAAGACAUCAGAUUUCUCGUUAUUGAUGAAACGGACCGGAUGCUGGAAAAGGGACACUUUGAUGAGCUGAAGGAGCUGUUGGAGCUUAUUAACGCAAACGAGGACGCGAAGAAGUUACGGCGCAACUAUAUCUUUUCUGCUACGCUUACCAUGGAUCAUGAGAUGCCGGAUCAUUUGAAAAAAAAAGUAAAGAAAUCGAAAAACUCACUCAAGCAAACGCCCGGCCAACGUAUGAAUAAUCUUAUCGAAGUCAUCGGUAUAACCAAUCCGAAGAUCGUUGAUCUGACACAACAUCAUGGCACAGCCCGUACGCUAACCGAAUCGCGUAUAUUGUGCCAGGCGGAACAAAAAGACUUCUAUUUGUACUACUUUCUCGAGCGACAUCCGGGCCGCACGCUCGUGUUCUGCAAUUCGAUCGACUGCGUUAAACGACUUGUGUCCCUGUUUGACUACCUAAACUGUCAGCCGCACAGUCUCUUCGGUAGCAUGCAGCAGCGCCAGCGGUUGAAGAACCUUGAGCGUUUCACAGCCAACCCGCGUGCAUUGCUCAUCGCGACCGAUGUAGCAGCGCGCGGUCUAGACAUCCCCAACGUGGACCACGUUAUCCACUUUCAGGUACCGAAAACGACCGAAAACUAUGUGCACCGUUCGGGACGUACGGCACGUGCAAGCAAGGAAGGGCUCACGCUGCUACUAAUCGCACCGAACGAAGUGAAAGACUACGUCAAGCUUAACCAGGAUCUUGGUCGCACGGAGGAUUUGCCGCUGUAUCCCACCAACGAGCGGAUGAUGAGACAGGUGAGGGAACGCAUUCUGCUGGCUCGUGAAAUCGAGCGUACCGAUCUGCAGCAACGCCGUGAAGGUGCGAAACGUUCCUGGGAGGAUCAGGUGGCGAAGGAGUUCCAGAGCGAUUCAGAGGUAGAUAGUGACCAGGAGGAGAUGCGACGAAUGGAAGAGACGAAGCGCAAGCGUCUAUUUAGAGCGAAGCGGUUAGAGCUUAGCCAGCUGCUUGCCAAACCGAUCGUAGCUGAUCGGAUCGAGUUGAACUAUCCGUCGUUGAACAUUGACGCAGCGAAGCGCUUGCAGACGGAGAAAAAUCAGUCCGCCAUUAGCAUCGUGCGUAAGGCAGAAGAGCAGCGAAUUAUUGAGAAAAAGCAACGAAACAAGAAGAAAAGAAACUAACCAAGACACCAAAACGCGGCGGUGCGUUGGAUUGGAAUUUGCAUUUGGUACUAAACUUUAAGAAAUGGAAAAUUUACAUAUUAUA
Molecule: messenger RNA, 2868 nt
Organism: Anopheles funestus (African malaria mosquito)
Lineage: Eukaryota; Metazoa; Arthropoda; Insecta; Diptera; Culicidae
Product: ATP-dependent RNA helicase ddx24
Exons: 5
Coding region: 276-2783 (835 amino acids)
Cellular component (GO): nucleolus
Molecular function (GO): nucleic acid binding; RNA helicase activity; ATP binding
Source: RefSeq, a predicted model, not a curated record